CUAAGAGAUCACACUCAGGUGAAGACUCUAUGUACCACCUACAUAGCUAGAGCUACCAUUCUAAGAGAUCACACUCAGGUGAAGACUCUAUGUACCACCUACAUAGCUAGAGCUACCAUUCUAAGAGAUCUCUCUCAGGUGAAGACUCUAUGUACCACCUACAUAGCUAGAGCUACCAUUCUAAGAGAUCACACUCAGGUGAAGACUCUAUGUACCACCUACAUAGCUAGAGCUACCAUUCUAAGAGAUCACACUCAGGUGAAGACUCUAUGUACCACCUACAUAGCUAGAGCUACUAUCCAGCCAAUGUAAAAUGAUGGACAACUUGAAGUACCAAGGAAAAACAUCACUAUGGCAUACUCUUAAAACGCAUGCACACUA
This is a messenger RNA of Geodia barretti, 381 nucleotides long. NCBI's taxonomy places the organism in Eukaryota, Metazoa, Porifera, Demospongiae, Tetractinellida, Geodiidae. The record is from the annotation of a GenBank genome assembly.